Anopheles nili is the source of this 1695-nucleotide messenger RNA. RefSeq names its product octopamine receptor Oamb-like. Gene Ontology annotation, cellular component: membrane. The transcript has 4 exons. The record is from RefSeq and is a predicted model, not a curated record. Lineage: Eukaryota; Metazoa; Arthropoda; Insecta; Diptera; Culicidae. Bases 1 to 1695 code for a protein of 564 amino acids. Gene Ontology annotation, biological process: adenylate cyclase-activating adrenergic receptor signaling pathway. Gene Ontology annotation, molecular function: G protein-coupled amine receptor activity.
AUGAACGAGUCGGAGUGCGCCAGCCUGCUCGCAUCCGUACAGUGGACGGAUCCGACCAAUCUGGUCUCGCUGGCGGUGCUGGCGUUCAUCAACGUGCUCGUCAUCGUUGGGAACUGCCUGGUGAUCGCGGCCGUGCUCUGCUCGCACAAGCUGCGGAGUGUUACCAAUUUUUUCAUCGUUAGUCUAGCUGUUGCUGAUUUAUUAGUCGGAUUAGCUGUAUUGCCAUUUUCGGCCACCUGGGAGGUGUUUAAGGUUUGGAUAUUCGGUGACGUCUGGUGCCGCAUCUGGCUAGCGGUCGACGUCUGGAUGUGCACGGCCUCGAUCCUGAACCUGUGCGCCAUAUCGCUGGACCGGUACGUCGCCGUAACCCGGCCGGUCACCUAUCCGAGCAUAAUGUCGACCAGGCGCGCCAAGUCGCUCAUCGCCGGGCUGUGGGUGUUGUCCUUCGUGAUCUGCUUUCCGCCGCUGGUUGGGUGGAAGGAACAGAAAGUGAAAGAGAACGUUUAUUAUGAAUACGGAAACUACACACUGGUGUCGAUGACACCGUCCCCUUCGCCGCCGCUGCCCUGCCCGUGGACAUGCGAACUGACAAACGAUGCCGGGUAUGUCGUCUACUCGGCCCUCGGCUCCUUCUACAUCCCGAUGUUCGUGAUGCUGUUCUUCUACUGGCGGAUCUAUCGGGCAGCUGUCAGGACGACGCGCGCCAUCAAUCAGGGCUUUCGCACCACUAAAGGUGGCAAGAACAAUCUCGACGAUAGUCUGACGCUGCGGAUGCAUCGUGGUAAAGGUGUGGCCUCGCUGAUGGAGUCGACGAUCCGGGCGCAGAACGCCGUCCGCAUGUCACUCGAGAGUUCGGGCCGAGGUUCGACAUCUCUGAAGCAAACCCAUCAUCAACAGCAGCAGCAGCAGCAGGAGCAUCUUCGACAACAUCAGCCCCUGACGGCUUCCGUCGGCUCGACGCCCAAUUCUCAAAAUGGCGCACCAGGCUCAGAUGGAGGUCCUGGGCGGAAUCCUGAAAUAUCGAUCUCACGUGCCUCGAGCGGAAAUGUAGUUGUACAGUCCUGUCCCCAGGGGCAGACCGGGACGGACUCUUCACCAGGGUUGCAGAUAUCUCUGCACACGCUGCACAGCUCAACACCGGCUCUACAGCAGCAAUCGGCACUGCCACCGGUUGGCAAACGUCACCAGCUGGGGAGUCGACGCAAGAGCGUGUUUAAAGAGGCCUCGGUCGGUGUGUCGCGCGAUCUGUCACCAAACUCGUCCAAGAAGCUGGGCAAGAAGCAUCUCAAGGUGCAGGUGAAGCGCUUCCGCAUGGAGACGAAGGCGGCCAAAACGCUCGGCAUCAUCGUGGGAGGGUUCAUCUUCUGCUGGCUGCCAUUCUUCACCAUGUACCUGACGCGGGCGUUCUGCGCCGACUGCAUCAACAGUCUGCUGUUCUCGGUGCUGUUCUGGCUCGGAUACUGCAACUCGGCCGUCAAUCCAUUCAUCUACGCGCUUUUCUCGAAGGACUUCCGGCAGGCGUUCAAGCGCAUCAUCCUACGCUGUCUCUGCUCGAAGCGGCUCAAGCUUAACCUCAAGAACUCGGCGCAAAACAACACCACGAACCACUCGUACAGCCCAUCGGCGUUCACACCGAUCGCGUCGACACCUCGCACGGAGAUCGCGGAAAGCGGUGUCGGUGGUGUGUUCAGAUGA